Molecule: messenger RNA, 1881 nt
Organism: Lethenteron reissneri (Far Eastern brook lamprey)
Lineage: Eukaryota; Metazoa; Chordata; Hyperoartia; Petromyzontiformes; Petromyzontidae
Product: E3 ubiquitin/ISG15 ligase TRIM25-like
Molecular function (GO): protein binding; zinc ion binding
Source: RefSeq, a predicted model, not a curated record
GCGAUAGCUCCUCUGUGAGCCGCGGCGAGCGACUGAGUCCGAGUGAAGCCAUGGGCCAUGGCGAGCGCGUCUCCCAGUGAUUGUGUAGACAGUGAGCUGAGCUGCCCCAUCUGCCUGGGCACGUUUGACUGCCCCUCCACGCUGAGCUGCGGACACUCGUUCUGCAUCCGGUGUCUGGACGGUUCCUGGGAGAGAGCGAGCAGCUUCAGCUGCCCGCAGUGCCAAGCGGCCUUCUCUGAGCGGCCUCAGCUGAAGAGGAACGUGGCGCUUGCCAACCUGGUGGAGCAGCUCAAAGUUGGAGAGAGGAUGGCCGGAGUUGUCUUCUGUGGUGGCUGUGAUGAUGGGGAGACUCCUGCAGUUAAGACCUGCCUCAGGUGUGAGAUGUCCCUGUGUGAGUCCCACCUGAAGCCUCACCUGAAAAACCCCAAGUUGAUGGACCACGUCCUGGUGGCUCCCAUUGUCAGCCUGGAGGAGCGAAGCUGCCAACAGCAUGGAGACCCUUACAGGUUCUUCUGUAAGCAGGACGAGAGCCUCGUGUGCAGGGUGGACUGCACCAUCGCAGGAGACCACAUAGGACAUCGGGUCAUCACGCUCAAGGAUGAGCACGAGACACGUAAGAAUGGAGUCGGAGAGGAGACGCGAGCGGUGGAGGAGAAGAGGAAGAAGGCGGAGGCGUCCGUGGGACAGAUGAAGGCCGCUCGCAAGGACGUGCAGGAUUGCAUGGUCCAGACCAAGGCUCAUAUCUCAGGCGAGUUCGCCCACAUGAGGGCGAUGCUGGGUGACGAUGAGAAGACGGCUCUGGAUCGCGUGGAUGUGAAGGGGGGCAAGCUGCUGUCCCGGAUCGAGGAGAACAUCGCUCAUUACGAGCACGAGAUCAGCGACCUCAAGGCAGGAGCCACGCGCCUGCGCGCUCUGCAGGAGGAGAGGGACUCGCUCACGUUCCUGCAGGUUCACCUGAAGGAGACAAACCGGAGAGACGCUCAGAAGGAAGCUCCACACUCAUCUCCCAGCAAAGAAGAUAUUGCCACGAUAAGCGCACAGCAGGGAGCUCUGAUCAAACUGCUGCCGUUCAUGUACGGACGCUCACCGACUGUGGACCCAAACUCGGCCUGCAACUACCUCCAGAUUUCCUCGGACCUCAGGACGGUGAAGUGGACCGCUGUCUCCCAGGGUCGCCCCGAUCACCCACACCGCUUUGAUUGGUGGUACCAAGCCCUGUGCUCCGAGAGCUUCUCGUCGGGUCAGCACUACUGGGAGGUGGACGUGGGGGGUGCGGCGGGGAGCUGUGAGGUUGGAGUCGCGUACGGAACGAUCGCACGGAAAGGGCGUGGUGACGAGUGCAGGCUGGGAAGGAACGACUCAUCCUGGGUGUUAUAUAAAGAUAACAACAGAUGCGACGUGCAUCAUGGUGGUGUCUGGACCUCAGUGCCGGUGAGGAAUCCUCCCCGGAUAGUCGGGUGUCACCUGCACUGGGAGGCGGGGCUGCUGUCGUUUUACCGCGCCAACUCAAUGGAGCUGCUGCACUCCAUCCACCACUCGUUUAGUCAACCGCUCUACCCCGCACUGGGUGUGUAUGGUGAUGUUGGUGACACAGUGAGGAUUCUGGAUCUGAGUCGUGCGUCCUGAGAGCACGGAGUGUGAGCAGCGCAGAGGAACGGGCACAACGCCCAGACUCGUGCACACAAAGACACAGAUCCCCCCGUAUAGCGUGAACAGGCUGUAGGGGCAAGUGCUGCCAGCAAGCACCUAUAAAGGCCGGCACUUCACACGAGGGUGUGGGUGGCCACCACCACGCCUGGCCGCCUUUGUCUCCCAAGUGGCGAUGUUUACUCAUCGCACCAGGUACUUAUUUGAGGCUGAGACGACCUAGGGGAGACCCAU